UGAGAGUAGGAAGUAAUCUGGCUGGUUUGGUGGCUGGCUAACUAUUAGCUUUCACUUGCUAGCGGUAGCAGUGACGAGACAUUUAAAGACCGCAUACAUUUCCAAAUGGUGCCUGAGCGGACCGACAGCAUCAGCACGUUUGCGUAUUUCGCUUUCGGGAGUAAUAUGUCGAAGGAGAGAUUGUGCCUGGAAAACCCAUCGGCAACUUUCCUCGACAUCGGUCGACUCAAGGACUAUCAGCUGGAUUUUGGCCUCUGGGCUGGAAGUGUAGCGAGCAGCUGGCACGGUGGCGUGGCCACCAUUCGACAAAGUCCUGGCUCUGAGGUGUGGGGCGUCAUCUGGACCAUUAGACGAGACCAACUGGACAACCUGGACCAUCAGGAAGGCAUCCAUGAGGGCCUUUAUUCGCCGCUGGAGGUGACUGUGGAGAGCAGCAACCACGGAGAGAUGCUGUGCAGGACGUACCAGAUGAACAACUUUCACGCUUCUCUGACCUCGCCGCAGUACAAACAUGUGGUGUGUUGGGGCGCUGAACAGAACGGACUUCCCGGCGAUUACAUCGGCGGGCUGCAGGCGGUCAAGACCAACAACUACACGGGACCUUCGAUGCUGGAUCGCAUCGAAGUGCACACCAAUUGGGAAUGAGACGGCGCUUGACAAUCAACGCCCUCUGAGCCUGAACUCCUGACCAGCAGCACGCCUAAUGAAGCCAAACCAACCUUUUCCCUUUGACAACGCUGAAAUAUGCCAACUAAAGCGGAUGCAUGACCAGGACUAAACGAGGGAAAUAACCCGUUGGAGGUUUCUUUCUCUCUACCACGAGAUAAACAAAACAAAACAAAACAAAAACCAUGCAUGAAUGUUUCACACACAUUGACAGCAACUGGAAUCAACUGCUAAUGUUUGCCACUAAUUAGCCAGAACCAAAAGUGGGGUCCACUAUAAGUGGUCGCAAGUCAAAAGUAGUCUCUUUUUUCUGAGGAGAAUGCGAGAAAACAUGUCUAAAAAGUUGCCAGUAAAUUUGAUUUAAGGUUUCUGGGAGGUCUCGGUUUAACCCUACAAUGAUAGCAUUCCAUUUGUAUUGUUCUCACUGGAGAAAAAACAAAUAUGUUCGACUUGUUGUUUUGCUUCAGGCUUCAACGGGCCUCAUGAGAACUUGACAAGUUUCCUCUUUCAAAUUUAACAAACAAAAAAAGACAACCAGCAUGGCUGAUGCGAGCUUGGUUUUGCAUUACUUUUGCUUGAGUAUUUUUGUGAAGCAUUUUACUCAGUUACAAUGAGCUACUUGGAUAUUCUAUCAAUAAUCAAUUGCUUGCACAAUCUGUUUUGGUUCUCAAAGAAAUGUGUGACAUGGCAACCUUUAGAAGCAAGCUUCUGUGAAUACGGCGUCCAAAAGCACAAAGUAAAAUACACGAAUGAUACUCUGGA
Messenger RNA from Syngnathus typhle (broad-nosed pipefish), 1428 nucleotides. Its product is annotated as gamma-glutamylcyclotransferase-like. NCBI's taxonomy places the organism in Eukaryota, Metazoa, Chordata, Actinopteri, Syngnathiformes, Syngnathidae. The transcript has 5 exons. The record is from RefSeq and is a predicted model, not a curated record. Gene Ontology annotation, molecular function: gamma-glutamylcyclotransferase activity. The coding region runs from base 106 to 645 and encodes 179 amino acids.